Monoraphidium neglectum is the source of this 1500-nucleotide messenger RNA. RefSeq names its product Cu2+-exporting ATPase. NCBI's taxonomy places the organism in Eukaryota, Viridiplantae, Chlorophyta, Chlorophyceae, Sphaeropleales, Selenastraceae. The transcript is spliced from 11 exons. Gene Ontology annotation, molecular function: copper ion binding. The record is from RefSeq and is a predicted model, not a curated record. Bases 1 to 1500 code for a protein of 499 amino acids.
AUGACGUGCGGCGCGUGCACGUCGGCGGUGGAGAAGGCGCUAGGGGCGCUGCCGGGAGUCACCCAGGCCCGCGCCGCGCUGCUGCAGCAGUCCGCAGAGAUCGAUUUUGAGGAUGACCUCAUAUCAACGGACGCUUUGGUGUCCGCUGUCGAGGACGCGGGGUUCGAGGCGCGCCUGCUGGAGGUCACGCGGCGCCGCGGCGGCGACCAGGGCCCCGGCGCGCGCGACGUCGACGGCGGCAGCUUCGGCGCUGCGCGGCCGCCGCAGGUCGUGCGGCUGGCGGUCGGCGGCAUGACGUGCGCGGCGUGCAGCGGCGCGGUCGAGCGGGCGCUGGCGGCGGUGCCGGGCGUGGCGCGGGCGGGGGUGGCACUUGCGGAGGGCGAGGCGGAGGUCGUCUUCGACGCUGACGAGGCGUCCGUCAAGCAGCUGCUCGCCGCAGUGGACGACAUCGGCUUCGAGGCGCGCCUCGUCAGCGUCGCGGGCGUGGAGCAGUGCACGCUGGCGGUGGAGGGCAUGACGUGCGGCGCGUGCAGCGGCGCGGUCGAGCGCGCGCUGGCGGCGGUGCUGGGCGUCACGCUCGCGGCGGUUGACCUGCUGUCAAACAGGGCGCAGGUGUCGUUCGACCCCAACGUCACUGGCCCCCGCGACUUCAUCGCUGCGAUCGAGGCCGCCGGCUUUGUUGCCGCGCUCGCCGCGGCCGACGGCGCUGCUGACGAGGCGGGCGCGGCGCAGCGCGGGGAGCUGGCGGAGUGGGGGCGGCUGCUUCGCUGGAGCGUCGCGUUCACCGCGCCGCUCUUCUUCAUUUCGAUGGUCCUGCCCAUGCUGGGCAUGGGCCACUCAUUCCUGACGCGGACCCUGGUGCUCGGCUUUCCCAUUGACCAUCUGCUCAAGCUUGUGCUUACAACACCCGUCCAGUUUGUCGUCGGCUGGCGCUUCCACCGCGGGGCCUGGAAGGCGCUGCGGCGCGGGGGCGCCAACAUGGACGUGCUGGUGUCACUUGGCACCAACGCUUCGUACGUGUAUUCGCUCAUCGCCGUGGCCGAAGGCUUCAUCGCUCGCCACAAGUUUGGGCGGGAAGGUGGCAGGAACCUGCCCACGGAUUUUUUCGAGACGUGCGCUAUCCUCAUCACCGUGGUGGUGCUGGGAAAGUACCUGGAGUGCAGCGCAAAGGGCCGCACAUCAGAGGCCAUCAAGGCGCUGCUGGCGCUGACCCCUGAGUCGGCGCUGCUGUGCGAACUGGACGAGGAGGGGGGCGUCGCGGGGACGCGCGAGGUGGCCACCGCGAUGGUGCACAAGGGGGACGUGCUCAAGGUGCUGCCCGGCUGGCGCAUCCCCGCGGACGGGGAGGUGCUGGAGGGCUGCUCCUACAUCAACGAAGCCAUGAUUACAGGUGGGGGCGAUGGGGGGCCUCGGGACGAUUUUUUUGGUGCGGCGGUGAUCUGCUCGCUCGACGGAGCGUCAGGGCGGCUGGUGGCAGGGCUUGCUGGCUUGUUGCUGUGA